AAUCAUUUUAGCAAUAUUGUACAAGAAUAUUCAGCAACUAGUUUUUAAGCAUCAAAUGUAGAGAAGAAUUAUCAUCCUUUUUGAGGCAUCAUACAGAGAUAAGAGUGCUCUUCAAGUUAAGCAUCAAAGUUCUUCCUAGUUUUAUUGUAUGUUUGUUAAUUUCAGAUAUUGUCAUGGUUAUUUUCACUCUUUGUUGUGGAAUUUUUUCCCUUACAUAUGGAGGAGAGAAGGGAACUGACCCUUGAGGAGGAGCAGACCCAAGAAGAAAAAUCUUUCAUUGAUAUGGAGGUGAUCAAGGAAGAGAUUAAGCGAGUUCAGACCAAAGAAGGGGAGAGGACUGCAGAGGGGGAAAGGCAUAAAAGUGAAGAAGUCAUUGAGAAGAACAAAGAAAGACGGGGUUUGGUUGAUUUUGUGUCUGCAACUGAUCCGAAAAGAAUGGUAAGGGAGAGACGAGGUUUGAUGGAUUUCAGGAAGUUGUCAUCACAAUCAAAUUUAUCUAGAUAUGUUAGCCUUAACCACAGGGUCCAAUAUUCCUCUCCUAAUGCUGGUCUGAAAACAAAGGUUAAGAUUCAGCCCCUACAACCAAAUGGCAAGAAACAGGAGAAGCAACAAGGAAAUGAGGAGAAGGAGAAUAGUAACCUAGUCACGCAACCAAAGUCUCCUGUGCUUGGUCGGCAAAGCAAGCCUGCAUCUAAAGCUGAAAGCAUCAAGACAGGAGACAAAGCCAAGGGAUUGUCAUCAAAGACAAUAACCAGCAGUGCUAAGGAGAAAAUAAACAAUAUAUUCAAAAGUACUGAGUAAAGUUUUGGAUACUUCAAAAUGAACAGUGAAAGGUGUU
This is a messenger RNA of Rubroshorea leprosula, 838 nucleotides long. NCBI's taxonomy places the organism in Eukaryota, Viridiplantae, Streptophyta, Magnoliopsida, Malvales, Dipterocarpaceae. The record is from the annotation of a GenBank genome assembly.